CAGUCAUUCACGGUCACUUGUUCGACAACUAUUAUAAAACAAAUAAUUUUAAAUCCACUGUAAAAUGAUAUUAAUAACUUGGAGAUAUUUUAUUCGUAACAUUAGACAAAUUAUUAAAAUUAUUAUUUUAUGUUGGUUGAUUAAAUUAGUUUAUCGAAUUUUCAAUAGUGACAAAAUUUUAGAUAGUAUUGAAUUAAUUGAGAGCUGGGGAUAUCCAGCAGAGCAACACAAUCUUACGACAAAUGAUGGAUAUAUUUUAAAGACUUUUCGAAUACCAUGGAGUCCGCUGAAGUUGUCGAGGAGAAAUGAACAAAAACCAGUUGUUCUUAUGCUAAAUGGACUUUUGACAACGUCAGAUCUUUGGUUGAUAAGUCCCGACCGAAGUUUAGCUAAACAACUUGCUGAUGAAGGCUAUGACGUGUGGCUUGCUAAUUAUCGUGGUUCAACUUAUGGACGUGAUCAUGUUACAUUGUCACCAAAUGACAAAAAAUUUUGGGAUUUUAGUUUUCAUGAAAUUGGAUACUAUGAUGUUCCACGAACAAUUGAUUAUGUUUUAAAUGCAACCAAUCAAAGUUCAUUGAUAUGUGUUGGUUUAUCAAUGGGAACGACAUCAACAUUGAUUACAUUAUCAGAACAUCCAGAAUAUAAUUCGAAGGUUCAAUUGUUUAUAGGAUUUGGUGUAGUCGCUGGAUUUCUUAAUAAACAAUCUUUGGACAUGAGGCCAUUUCAUUUUCUAUCAAUGAUUUCUAAUUUAAUUGACUCUACUGCCACAUUCGAAAUAUUACCUCAAUAUUCGAUCUACAAUAUAUUAUUUGAAGAAUUUUGCGUCAAUUUAAAUAUUGCUGAUUACUGUUUAAUGCCAUGGGAUAUGAUUUGCGGUAAAAAUGGUAAUCAAGUUGAUUAUAAAGUUAUGGUCAAUAUUUUGAAAUAUUUUCCAGCUGGAACUUCUGCAAAAUUAUUUAUGCAUUAUGCACAAUUUGCAAAUUAUCAUAAAUUUCAGCAGUAUGAUUAUCAAAAUGAAAAAGAAAAUAUUGAACAUUAUGGUACAUCAAUACCUCCACAAUAUAAUUUCGAAAAUAUUAAAUCACCAAUGAUAUUUUUCUAUGGUCCUAAAAAUGAUCCACUCUCGACAUUUGAAGAUUUAUCAGAAAUAUCUAAAAGAGUUUCAAGUAAAGUCAUCACCGAACCAAUAUCUGAUUUUAAUCAUGGAGACUUUAUUGCUGCUAAGGAUGUUAAAGAACUUUUUAACAACCGAGUAAUUGAAUGUCUCGAUCAUUUUUUCAAAGGCAAUAUUUCUUUUUAAAAUCAUUUUUAUCAAAUAAAAAAGAAUUAAAAUUAAUCCUUCAAUGUCUAUAUAUUUUAACAACAAAAAAUAUUCAUCAAACAUAA
This is a messenger RNA of Aphidius gifuensis, 1389 nucleotides long. Its product is annotated as lipase 3-like. The coding region runs from base 65 to 1303 and encodes 412 amino acids. NCBI's taxonomy places the organism in Eukaryota, Metazoa, Arthropoda, Insecta, Hymenoptera, Braconidae. The transcript has 7 exons. Gene Ontology annotation, molecular function: hydrolase activity, acting on ester bonds. The record is from RefSeq and is a predicted model, not a curated record. Gene Ontology annotation, biological process: lipid metabolic process.